Molecule: messenger RNA, 3441 nt
Organism: Asterias rubens (European starfish)
Lineage: Eukaryota; Metazoa; Echinodermata; Asteroidea; Forcipulatida; Asteriidae
Product: RCC1 domain-containing protein 1-like
Exons: 6
Coding region: 88-1734 (548 amino acids)
Source: RefSeq, a predicted model, not a curated record
UUUGGCACGUGUAGCGCAACAUCGAAAACACAAAACUUUGUUUUAUUUUAUUUCAAAAGAUCCCGAUUUCUCAAUGUUACAAAUAAAAUGGAGAUUUUUGGUUGUGGAUUCAAUGGAUUUGGGCAGUUACUGCCACAGAUGUCGAAAAGGUGUGUUUUGUUCCCCAUGAAGAUAGAGGGUUGUCAAGAACUGAACGCCAGUUUGCAAACUUCAAGUUCUUACAAGACUUCGAUAACCAUUUCUAAAAUUGUUUCAUCAUGGAGUAUGACUUACAUUUUGACAGAUUCCUCAAUUUUCCUGCAAGGUUUUUGUAACGGACAGAAAGGCACUAAACAGAGAUUGAAAAGAGCAGAGGGUGUCGGCAAGAGUAUUCUAGACAUGGUGAUUGGUGCUGGAGGAAAACUGUACUAUGUCUUGGCUAAUGGAGAAUGCAUUGUGACUGACAUUCACUCAGAUAAUAGUUCCAACGUAUUAGUAGUAGGGGUUGACGAUGCUGGUGAAUCAGAAAGACCUCACUUCCUUAGGGUUUCUGCUGGUGAAAUGAAUACUGUUGCACUGACAGACAAGUCAUCCGGCUUGAUUUCCACUGAGAAGCAAGAUUACAUCUUCAGACCCUUGGAUUGUUCUUUGAAACUCUCGCAAGUCUCUUGUGGAAAGGAACAUGUGAUGUUACUCUCCAAUAAUCACCAAGUCUACACCUUUGGACUUGGAAGUCGAGGUCAGCUGGGUCAUGGGUCAACUGAGAAAGAGGGGCAACCAACACUUGUUGAGGCAACUGCAGGGGUACCCAUGGUGGCAGUAAGUGCUGGAGGCUGGCACUCGGCGUCUGUCAGCACCAUUGGUGACCUCUACAUUUGGGGCUGGAACGAGUCUGGCCAGUUGGGAUUUCCGACAAAAAAUGACAAAACCUCUCCAGAUGCACAAUGUACUUCUCAAGGAGAGUCGCUUGAAGCUGCAGACAAUCUAGACUCUAGUAGAAUGAAGACGACACUUGAAGAAGGAUGUUCAAGAAGAGCACACCCACAAGAAACUGAUUCAAAACCAGAAUCGGCAAAGAAAAUGAGAUUUUCAGAUUCUGUUGAAAGUGCUGAUAUGAGCAAAGAACAACUACAUGAAUGCGGUGGUGUGGUUAGAUCAACAACAGAUACAGAUGAUAAUAAUGGAAUGUAUAAAGGACAACUUGAAAAUGCUUCAACAGCAACGCAGAUAUCCUUGACAACUUUAGAUGUUCUGCAUGAAGAUGUAAGCAAAACGAGUGAUGAAAUGAGGAGACAAAGUACACAGAGCCAAGACAUUUCUCAACAGAAGGCUUUUUCAACAACAUUGGGACGGUUUAACAAGGAUCCUGUGAGAGAUCAAUCGAGGGAGCAGAUUGCGAAUCGAGAAGUCCACUUGGGGUCAGAGAGCAAAGAAGAUACAGCAGGAGAUAGAUGGGAUGGUGAUGAAGGUGGAGGUAGCGAUGUUGUACUCAUCCAAGCUUUGCCUGCCAUUCUUGACCUCCCAGAUGGGAAGGAUGUGUCAAAGGUCAGCUGCGGGUCACGACACACUGCUGCUAUCUCAGUGGAUGGUGAGCUCUAUACCUGGGGUUGGGGUGCAUAUGGCCAGUUGGGACAUGGAGACAGUGAGACACUGGACGUCCCCACUUUGGUGAACUCUCUACCUGAACAUCAGAAAGUGUUGGAAGUAUUCUGUGGUGGAUGGAACACUCUUAUUACAGUCGCUGCACAUUUGUGAGCACUGAUUUAAGAUGGUGAUUGGAAUCCCUUGAUAAGGCCUUUUCACACGACGGAUACGAUGCGGAUAAUGUGCACUGACCAUUUCACACUACAACUUUUGAACACGCUGUCGAUCCGGAUAUGGCACUUUAUCCGUGUCGAAACCAACCCUGCCCGGGAGGUGGGUUGAUAAAUCUCUAUCCGUGUCGAAGAUUCCAACACAGAUCGAAAGCCGUAGUGUGAACACCUAUGGGUUAAUUUUUUAUCCGUGUAGAAGACGCGACGUGGACGUGAAGCGCGGUAAAGCGUUUAUGUGCGUCAGUUUGCAUUGCUGCGCGCCAUCACGCAACCACUCGCGGUCGCACAAUAUCCGGAUUGAAAGUUACAUGUGUAACCAAAAAGCUGAUUUCGCGCAGAGCUAGUGUGAAAGCGAAGCUGUUUGUAUCCGUGUUGAAAUUUUACCGAACCAACACGGACCCUAUCCGGAUAAGGUUCGACACAGAUCGAGGGUCGAUAGUGUGAAAAGGCCUAUAGUGUCUAUAAUGAGGAUGCUGCACAUGGCACUUGACUUCACCUGAUAAGACCACAUACACAACAAUGACCUGCAUGGUGACCUUCCGCAUACCUAAAUUCUGAUCAGGGAGAGGAGGAUGGGUCUGGUAGGCCACUGCAUUCAACACCCGUAGGUGGCAGUUCAUCAAACCAUCUUGUGGGAGCCAAAUCAGUGGGGGUGGGGGGAGGGGCAGGGCUGGACCCCUUGUGAUCAAAGACCUUCCCCAAAUUGUUGUUAUAGCCCCCUAAAUUAUGUCUUUGCCUCGGCUUUCCCCUUGGUGACGGUAAUUUUUUUUUAAAUCGCUGAUAUCACAACCAGAACGUUUGGAACAGAGAUAUCUAUGACAAACAAACAUCCGGCUCAAAACUAGAACCAAUUCAAGUCUUAGAUCGUGGUUAUUCUUCUGCAUCUCUCAGCCCCGAAAACGCCCCCUAUUAGCUAUCACGUGCUCUCAUGACGAAGGUUGAUCACAAGAGGGCACUGUUUGUAGCGGCUAUCAGAACGACUAUUAAAAUGUCUUGUUAUAUGUCAAAUGUUGUUUUUACCUUUCUACACAUUACAGGAAACUGAAAAGCAGAGUAUAAUAAAAAACAGUUCUCUCUACAAGUUUAUUGAGUAUAAUAUCCUGAUGGCAUCGUAGUCCAAAAAUCUUACAUGAGUAUUUAUAUCUUAAGUUCAAGGAUUCGUUGAGGCCUAAUUAGUUGAAACUGUAACAGAGAAAUCUCGGCAAGCAAAUAGGUAGACAAAAUCCAACCAUGUAUUAAAGGGAAGGUACACGUUUGGUAAUCACUCUUAAAAUUAAUGGCAAUAAGAAGCUUUUGGUUAAAAGCCUGCAGCAACUUUUGAUAGUUAACAGUAUUUUGAGAAACAUUCCACUUCAAAGUAAUGAGGUUAUGUAAAAAGAUACAAAAUGCCUCAAAAUUUGAAACUGAGAAAUGAUACAUUUGUGUAUUCCUACAGGGAUCAUUCUUCCGUUGUGGAGAAAUUCGCUCUGGUUUUUCGGCGUUAUCUCAAAAAUGGCGACCACCUUGAAUUGAAAGUAUUAAAUAAUAACGGUUCCAAAACCAAAGGAUGCUUUGCCUUAAAAAGAAUGUACAAUCUUUUUUUCCUUAAAAGGCACUGGACACAUUUGGUAAUUGUCAAAGACCAGUCACUUGGUGUAUCUCAACAUAU